Messenger RNA from Saccostrea cuccullata (small rock oyster), 2125 nucleotides. Its product is annotated as T-box transcription factor TBX5-A-like. The coding region runs from base 451 to 1872 and encodes 473 amino acids. The record is from RefSeq and is a predicted model, not a curated record. Gene Ontology annotation, molecular function: DNA-binding transcription factor activity, RNA polymerase II-specific; RNA polymerase II cis-regulatory region sequence-specific DNA binding. NCBI's taxonomy places the organism in Eukaryota, Metazoa, Mollusca, Bivalvia, Ostreida, Ostreidae. Gene Ontology annotation, cellular component: nucleus. Gene Ontology annotation, biological process: cell fate specification; positive regulation of DNA-templated transcription; regulation of transcription by RNA polymerase II. The transcript has 7 exons.
CACUGACACCCGUUUUCUUCUCAUAACAUGGACAAUCUCAUUCUGUCUUAGGAAAACUGUUUUGAUUCGGCUGGCAUAUUUGUCACCUCGGCCGAUCGUUCGCCAUAAAUUCCGUGUCCUAAGACACCGUUAAUAGUGUUCAUGUGCAACUUUCGGAGGUGUGAAUCUCGACUAACCCAGCGAACAAAAGAACUGGAAACAUGUCCAUUGAAUUCAAUAUAGCUACCCUCAAACUGUUAAAAAAAAUCCCUGCCUUUCCCGUAAUUACCACUUUGUACGGGCACUUGUUGACGAGAAAGUUCGCCGUCGAGGCUUUCACACUUCUCUCUACAGUAGACUAUUAACACCUCUGUUGCUGUCAUAUAUUUAUUAUGCUUUAAUGCAAUAUCUCUUACAUUUGAGAGUGUGAAGUCCGCAAAACGGCAGUUUAUCUAGAACUAUCUAGAGAAUAUGGAACAGCCAUUAGACCUAACAACAAAAAGAAGCAAAAUUGAUCGCGCCUAUAGUGACCACAUGCAGAUUUUCUCACCAUUAGACCAAAAUCGAGAAUUCUACUUCUCCAAUGAUAUUACAAAGACCAAGGAAGAUGAAGUAGUUCGUAGCGCGAACCACAUGGUUUUGGAGAAGAAAAAUGUCCCAACGGCAUCCAACAUUGGAAUUUCCGGGAUAGGAAAUAAAGUCUCUCAAAAUAUGGAAUUUACCAAAGACGAAAUCUUAAACUUAAGUUUGGGAGAAAAAACGUCAAAGCGUGUCCAGGGAACGGGAACAGAUACCGAGGAGUCGAUAGCUGUUAAUGCUCAAGAACUAUACAAAGGUCUCGGACAUUCUGAUAUAUUUCACAUCGAGGACAGAAAACAGCGAGAUUUCCAAGCAGUGGAUGAGGAAAAUAUUAGAGAUGGCGAUAAAGAAAUCGCCAGAACGGGAGAGGGGUACCCGGAUGCUUUAUAUGGGGCGGAUACUUCGGAGGCUCUGGUUUGUGAACGGGAGGGGAUGCAGGUCAAUAUUAUGGAUUCACACUUAUGGAUGGCCUUCAAUGAAAUCCAAACCGAAAUGAUCAUCAACCGAAGUGGAAGGAGAAUGUUCCCUUACCUCUACAUUUCCGUAUCCGGCCUGAAGUCGGACGGGAUAUACGACAUUUUACUGGACGUCCUUCCGGCAGACAAACGGAGGUUUAAGUUCUUUAACGACGCCUGGGUCCCGGUGGGCGUGGCGGAACCCCAGCAGGAGAACUCCUCGUAUGUACACCCCGACUCCCCCAGUCCGGGGGCGCUGUGGAUGACCAGAAAAAUAUCGUUCGCUAGAGUGAAACUGACCAACAGCUUAGAAUCCUCUCCAGAGAACAUUUUUCUUCAUUCUAUGCAUAAAUAUGUCAUCAAGAUUACGAUACUGAAGCGACAAACCACAACGGAGGUGAAGAAAUGUGUGUCGUUUUUGCUGCAAGAGACAAAUUUCAUCGCAGUGACGGCCUAUCAAAACAGCAAGAUCACUCAUCUUAAAAUCCUUAACAAUCCUUUCGCCAAAGCCUUCCGAGGAGACAAAGCAAGAUACAAACGACCCAGAAGAAAGUCUUCGGAGAAAGACGGGAAAGCAGACGACUCGCACGGACAAGAGGGAGAUGAGGUCAGUGAAGAGAAAUGCAGACGAUUGGCGGAAUCCCGCGCCAUCUUCCCAUGGACCAAUCAGAACACUGGCUCUGGCAAAGAUAGCGAAGAACUUAGUUGUGACCUGGCUUUCUCGUCGGGAUCGACCUCUAAGAACGUCUUGAUGUCUCCAUACAUUCUGAAUGCCUACCGUUAUAACGUCGGGAUCUACGCCAGUAUCAUGGCCUAUCACGCUCGCCUGGCGGAACUUAAUGGGGUUUCCAGCGACUAGUGCUCGGACAUUUAGUCCCUUCUCACUGACCACAGCAUGAUGGUGCUCAAACAGCGAAAAAUUAAAUAUGACUUUCAAAAGACAGUUUAAAAGUGAUUUUUUGUAUUUGUUUAAUAUACAGACAGUCGAUCACACUUGAUAAUUUUACAUUAAAUGUCAAACUUGUAAAUUUGGUGCCACUCCGUACCUGCUAUGGUUUUCUUUAAUUCUCUUUCGAAUGUUUUGAAAGUGCUUCACAUUCAAAGUGAGAACA